Aaosphaeria arxii CBS 175.79 is the source of this 1037-nucleotide messenger RNA. RefSeq lists its product as uncharacterized. The coding region runs from base 81 to 542 and encodes 153 amino acids. The record is from RefSeq and is a predicted model, not a curated record. NCBI's taxonomy places the organism in Eukaryota, Fungi, Ascomycota, Dothideomycetes, Pleosporales. The transcript is spliced from 5 exons.
CCCAUUACCUACCCUAUUCUUACCCCCCACCAACCUCGUCACCUCCUCACUCUACUUCUCUCUUUCUCUCUCUUUCGAAAAUGAGUGGCGCGGGAGAAAACCGCUGGCGUCGGUCAGGACCCCCCAAUCGCCAAAACCAAGAUGCGCGCAGCGGCACAAAUACCCCCACCAACCCAGGCGGCCGACAACAAGCGCUCUCCACGCUGUCUGGAAAUGCCUGGGGCUCAGCGAAGGGAAAGGCUGCUAGCGGUGGAGGCGAUCGAGGACCUAACCAAUCCUCCACUCCUCAGGCAGAUAGGCAUGUGCCUGUGAAGGACUUCAAUGCUGCUGAGGUCAAGGAAUUCCUUAAGAAAAAAUAUGUCGAGAACACUACCAACUCUCCCGCCGUAUAUCACAAAGUUCAGGGCGACUCGGUCCCAAAAAGAAGCAGUGGUGCUUGGGGCUCUCGAGGAAACAUGAGCCACCUCAUGCCGAACGGGCAAGACUUCUUCACUCAGCUGAAGAAGCAGUUAUCCGCACUCGAUCAGGGCAAGACAUCGUAAGAGCUUGCCUCUACUUGUCAUUCUAUUCAGCGGCAUCAAAUGGGCAUUGCGGGAGUUCAAGGCCAUUUUAUCGUCUCCUUUUCUUCAUAGCAGUCGUUAAGGUAGGACUGCUUUCUUAGUCUCAAAGUACCAGCUACCCGCGUACAUCACGGUACAUUGACAUACAAGGGCGUUGGGAUGGAUGUGUGGGCUAUUCACGUCGCUUUCUUCAAUUGUUUAUAUUCUCUGUAGCGAUACCCGUCUUAACUAUUGCUUAUACUCGGCUGGAAAAGUGUCUAGGUAAUUGUAAGGUGUCGGUUGCUCAGCUUCUAAAUUCUAUAGUCUUUGUAAAAUUAAACAAAGGUCGAAUCUGCACAUGUGCAUGUCGAAUCCGUGCAUUGUUCUUGUGGGAUAUGUGUAGCUCAUCAAAGAGACCUGUUAAGGGCCAGGGUUAUAUAGCGUGGGGAAAUCGCAGCAACGGGGGAAAGCGCGUCUCCACGACAGUGCAUCGACCAC